Mesitornis unicolor (brown roatelo) is the source of this 1373-nucleotide messenger RNA. Its product is annotated as hippocampus abundant transcript 1 protein-like. The coding region runs from base 82 to 1350 and encodes 422 amino acids. NCBI's taxonomy places the organism in Eukaryota, Metazoa, Chordata, Aves, Mesitornithiformes, Mesitornithidae. The record is from RefSeq and is a predicted model, not a curated record. Gene Ontology annotation, cellular component: membrane. Gene Ontology annotation, molecular function: transmembrane transporter activity. Gene Ontology annotation, biological process: transmembrane transport. The transcript is spliced from 11 exons.
GGGAUUGGAGAGCCCAGCGUGUACCACGCCGUGGUUGUCAUCUUCCUGGAGUUCUUUGCCUGGGGUCUGCUGACCACGCCGAUGCUAACGGUGUUACACCAGACGUUUCCUCAGCAUACGUUCUUGAUGAAUGGCCUGAUUCAUGGCGUCAAGGGUCUGCUUUCUUUUCUAAGUGCCCCACUGAUUGGUGCUCUCUCUGACGUCUGGGGCAGGAAAUCCUUCCUCCUCCUCACUGUCUUCUUCACGUGUGCACCAAUCCCCCUCAUGAAGAUUAGCCCGUGGUGGUAUUUUGCUGUCAUUUCCAUGUCUGGAGUCUUUGCUGUCACCUUUUCUGUGAUUUUUGCCUACGUUGCCGAUAUCACACAGGAGCAUGAACGCAGCACGGCGUAUGGCUUGGUGUCAGCCACAUUUGCUGCCAGCCUGGUCACAAGCCCAGCGAUUGGCGCGUACCUUUCCCAAGCCUACGGCGAUACGCUGGUGGUUGUGCUGGCUUCAGGUGUCGCUUUGCUGGAUAUUGGCUUCAUCCUGCUGGCUGUGCCGGAGUCUCUGCCGGAGGAGAUGCGCCCGGUCUCUUGGGGAGCUCCCAUCUCUUGGGAACAAGCAGACCCAUUCGCUUCCUUGCGGAAGGUGGGUCAGGACUCUACAGUGCUGCUCAUCUGUAUCACCGUCUUUCUCUCCUACCUUCCUGAAGCUGGCCAGUACUCCAGCUUUUUCCUCUACCUGCGGCAGGUCAUUGGUUUUUCCUCGGAGACUGUGGCAGCCUUUAUUGGUGUGGUUGGAAUCCUCUCUAUACUGGCUCAGACAGUAGUGUUGGGAAUCCUCAUGCGCUCGAUAGGAAAUAAGAACACCAUCCUUUUGGGACUGGGCUUCCAGAUCCUGCAGCUUGCCUGGUACGGCUUCGGAUCACAGCCUUGGAUGAUGUGGGCAGCGGGAGCUGUGGCUGCCAUGUCCAGCAUCACCUUCCCAGCCAUCAGUGCCAUGGUGUCGAGGAACGCGGACCCUGACCAACAGGGUGUGGUGCAGGGGAUGAUCACUGGAAUUCGCGGUCUCUGUAAUGGCCUGGGGCCGGCGCUCUAUGGCUUCGUCUUCUAUCUCUUCCAUGUGGAGCUGAAUGAAAUGGCUGAGGUGGAAACAUUGGGUAAGGCCUCCAAACCCAACAUGGCCAACCCCACGGAUGAGAGCGGCAUUAUCCCGGGGCCUCCGUUCCUGUUUGGGGCCUGCUCCGUCCUGCUGUCACUGCUGGUGGCUUUGUUCAUCCCAGAGCACAGCCUGGCACUGCGGCCGGGCAGCCACAAGAAGCACAGCAAUGGGGCCCAGACCCACGCCCACAGCCCGCAAACCAGCGGCUAAGAGCCCCUGCUCGAGGACAGCAG